Molecule: messenger RNA, 1288 nt
Organism: Phymastichus coffea
Lineage: Eukaryota; Metazoa; Arthropoda; Insecta; Hymenoptera; Eulophidae
Product: methyltransferase-like 26
Exons: 3
Coding region: 280-975 (231 amino acids)
Source: RefSeq, a predicted model, not a curated record
ACGAUAAAAAUAAGGCUACUUGAUUGUUGCUUAUAUAUUUUCCUUGCGUAGUAUUUUUGCCAAAUUUUCUAAGAGUACAUUUCAGCUUUACAAUAGUAAUUAUAUUUCAAAAUCAUCUGUGUAUGAACGAUAAUUAUAUCAGUAUUGUCAGUUAAGUUUAAUAAAUCUAAAAUCAUAACCUACAAUCAAACUGAUGAAUUUAUUCAUUUUCUAUAUCUGAAUUGGUGAAGCAAGAUUCAUUUUCCUGGGAAAUAAAUUUCAAAAAUUCUAAUAUCGAAUAUGAAUAUUAUUCACUGUGCUGCCACGCACAGAAGCAGCUCGAUGGCAGCCAAAAAGUUGAUCUACCCAGCGGCAGACCGCAACAAGGAGCCAAUAUUGUCGGUGCUCCACCAAUACAUUCGACGCGGUUCAGAACAGAGACUGCUAGAGAUUUCGUCGGGUUCGGGGCAGCAUGUGGCGCAUUUUGCACCUUACUUUCCCCAGGUGACGUUCUACCCAUCGGAGUGCGAGCCUCACCUUCUCGAAAGCAUUGCCGCGCACGCUCACGGCCUGAGCAAUGUUGCCGAGCCAGUGCACAUCGACAUCACCACCGAUUACCGAACUUGGCCCGGGGACAUCUUUCGUGAGAACAGCUUUGACUACAUUUACAGCGCAAACCUCAUGCACAUCGCACCUUUCCGCUGCUCCGAGGGUCUUUUCCGAAAUGCCGGCCAGAUCUUGAAGUCCGAUGGAAUUCUGUUCACUUAUGGACCUUAUGCCGUCAGUGGCAAGUUGUGGCCAGAGAGUAACGUCAGGUUCGAUCAGAACUUGAAAUCGCAGAAUCCAGAGUGGGGCGUACGGGAUAUCGAGGACUUGAAGAAACUCGCUGCGAUGAACGGCAUUCAGCUUUUCGAGACUAUUGAGAUGCCGGCUAAUAAUAAGACUUUAAUCUGGCAAAAGACCAGUAAAAUACCUACGCAUUCCAAUGUUUUCUGAAUCUCUGUAUCAUUAUCCUUCUUUUUAACAUCAUAAGUUUUCACUCUCGAUGUCCAAUUGUCUUUGACAACAAACUUCUUACCUAUUUUCUAAUUUCUUUCGAAAAAUUUUUCAUACUUGUUAAAAAUCAGAUCUGAUAUUAUAAAUUAAACUUUUAUUUAAAAUCUCGAGUUUUCUUUUUAUACUGCUCUUUAUUUGCGUACAGUAAUUUUUACUCAAGCGUAAGUCAAUACAUUCAAUAAUUCAUUAUAAAUGAUCGAUCAAUAUGUAUGCAUGAUUCCAAUACUUGCGGAAAUAAACGAUCUACCUGAAA